CAAGCUUUCAAUGUUUUUAUACCAGGGCUAACAAAUAAUCUAACACUCAUUGUGAAAUUUCAAAAACCAAAUUAAUUAGAAGACGCAAUAGUGAUAGCAAUUAAUGAAGAGCAGGAACAAAAAUCAAAAUUAGAAAUUCAAAAAUAUCAAAAUAUUAACAAUAUCAAUGCCAAAUUAUGUCCUUUUUGCAAUAAGUCAGGACAUACGAGUUUCAAUUGGCAUUUAAUAAAUGAGUCUAGGAAAAGGGAAUAUAACAAUAGGAUGAGGAAUCAAAAUAAUAAUCAGAAUAAAUCAUUUCAUGGUAGUUCAAAUUCAACCCAUUUAAACUCCCAAAAUCCUUGUCGUAUGAUAGGGCGGAGGGUUGCACAAACAUUCCAAAUUGAACCACCUCAAGAAUAGCAAUAAUAAAUUUAGAAUCAGUUACUACCUAUGUCGGUUUAGAAAUCGCUCAACCAACCCUUUAGUGGUCGACGGUACUAGUACGUACCAUUACUUUUAAUAGCACGUAAAAUUACUUCCGAUAAGAAUCAGAAGCAAGUGUAUAAAAGUAUGCACACAUGCCGUGUAUUCACACGGCAAAGAUUGUAUUCAGAAUCGUUUUUCUCUCUGAAUUGUGCAGCAAGGCAAGAAAUUAUAUAGUAUAUCGAAAUUAUGGUUAUUGAAAUAGAUAAUAAGCUGCUAAUUACAUUUGUUGAACAGCGACCAGUGUUAUGGGAUAAAAUCACUGAUGAAUUUAAAAAUAGAAACAAGAUAGCUCUGGUCAUUAGGAAAAUUAUUGAACUUCGCGAAGUCAUCAAUAGGGACUUCGUUGUU
Agrilus planipennis (emerald ash borer) is the source of this 813-nucleotide messenger RNA. RefSeq lists its product as uncharacterized. The transcript has 2 exons. The annotation marks the transcript as partial. Lineage: Eukaryota; Metazoa; Arthropoda; Insecta; Coleoptera; Buprestidae. The record is from RefSeq and is a predicted model, not a curated record.